AAGCGCGAUAAGGUUUGUACCAAGGCAGGUGCCUGCACAAAUUGUGCAGCACAAUUUCAAUGUUAGUCUUUGUGAUACUUUGAACGCCUACAAUGGACGGCACUAAGGACAUCAGGCAUUACAACGAAUACCUAUCACAAGAACAUUUUUUUCUCUUCCACCUUACACUAUACGCGUCGGAGACAAUGCACUCUCUACUGCCUAUAAUAUAAUUAUAAGCACAUAAUCAUGAAGGUUGAUAUUUCCCUUCUGUGGUAUUUCUUUUUCUUUCUCUCUCUAUCAAAUAUCGGCAUAUGCGAAUAUCGUGGUUACAAUGCCGUUUCCAUUUAGAUAUAUAUGCGACCUACUCCAAGAACUUGACGACGAGUCUCACAAAGAUGAGCGUAAACAAAUUCCUACGAGGAACAUAAUCGAGGCAUGGUUUCGUGAGCACCGCUCCCGCCUCGAUGUAUUUGAGAAUGAUCCAAGCGCUAUAUUAUCCACUUUGUUGCCGGAGAGAAGGACAGACAGAGUCUACCUUAUCCAAACCGCAAGGCUUGAAACCAUAUUUGGUAAAGCCUUACUUCUUGGGGCCUCGAGGUUGCAAGAACUACGAAGAUACAGGACUCCUGGCCUUGGCGUAGAUCUUGCCGAUUGCAUUGAAGGCAUCUUGAAACGCACGCCUAAUGAUACGCAAGAUUGUAAUGAGCCCACGGUAGAAGAAGUCGAUGAUACUUUAACCUGCGUUGCAGCCGCGUGUCGAUUUAGCUCGCCUUCAGUUAGGGCUUCGCGUAGGGCUCAAGAUUCUAGAGACCAGGAUCAAUCUCUAGUUACUAUUUACAGACGACUCAGCCCACGCGAUGCGAAAUGGUUUACAAGGCUAAUAUUAAAGAACUACCAGCCGGUAGUGAUAGAUGAACGUCUCGUUUUUCGUUGCUAUAACGUUCUCUUACCCCAACUGAUGAAAGUAAGGGAUGAGUUCAUUACAGCCACUACAUUCCUACGGCAAAUCAAGCAGCCAUCUUACGCCCAAACUGCCAUUGCUAGUAUGCUAAAACCAUCUAUCGGGACAAAAGUUGGUCGGCAAACAUGGCUUAAAGGAAGAAGUAUAAAGCACUGUCUAGAUAUGGGUAGGUCUCGGGACAUGAGUUGCGAGCAAAAGAUUGAUGGAGAGUACUGUCAAAUUCACAUUGAUCUCCGCAAGCCUUAUUCCCCUAUUCAGAUAUUUUCCAAGGGUGGGAAAGAUAGCACCCAGGAUCGAAUCGGCCUUCAUCAGGCCAUUCGAGACUCAUUAAAACUGGGAACACCAGACUGCCCCUUGAAGACUGGGUGUAUUCUUGAGGGGGAAAUGGUGGUAUACAGUUCCAAGGACAACCAAAUUUUACCAUUUCAUAAAAUUCGUAAGCACGUUUCGCGCUCAGGCUCUUUUAUAGGGGUCCACUAUGAUUCUCAGCCUCAUGAUUACGAGCAUUUAAUGAUAGUGUAUUUCGAUAUUCUACUUAUCGAGGAUGAAUCAUUACUUGGAGCCAAACAAUUCGAACGAUUCAAGCGUUUAACGGACCUCGUAACUUGUCGGAAGGGUUAUGCUGAGCUAGUACCCCGUGAGAUCAUAUCCUUCGGACGGCCAUCUGCUGCGUUGAGGCUACGUGAAGCCUUUGCAAAAUGCAUAGUCAGUCGUGGCGAAGGCCUGGUCUUGAAGCCUGACGAACCAUAUUUCAACUUUAGCACAGCACAAAAGUCAUUCAGCUGCUGCAAUAUUAAACUGAAAAAGGAGUAUGUUCAAGGGUGGGGAGAUGUGGGAGAUCUUGCUGUCGUUGGCGCCUCUUAUGAUGCAGCAAAGGCAAGGGAGUAUAAGCGACCCAAUAUCAAAUGGACGCACUUCUUCAUUGGGUGCUUGGAUAACAGGGAGAAAGCUCGAGCAGGCACUGAGAAACCUCGAUUUAUAGUCACCAAUGUUGUCCUUCUUUCCGAGGCCCUUCUAGGGACAGUUAUGACUCAAUGUUUUCCAUCACCAGUCCCGUUUGAUUCAAACCAGUCUAUAAUACUGGACUUCAAGCUAGGAAAGGUAGACAAGCAGCCAGCCGAUAUAUUUUUAGAACCAUUGGUGUUCGACAUGCGUUGCUUUGCAUUCGACAAGGCACCCAAUACGACUUUCUGGAGCAUGAGAUUCCCAUUGGUCUCUAAGAUUCAUCAUGAUAGAUCAUACUUGGAUACUAUCAGUUUUAUGGAGCUACGGGAGUUAGCUUCAGAUACAACCAAAAUACCUGAGCUUGAAGAUAGUCAGGAGAUGCGCGAAUGGAUUUCGGCGUUAGAAAAGGCCGACCCAGGAGGAAUAGCUGUGGACGUCAUCAGCCAGCAGAGCCAUACGACUGGCCCAAGAGCAGCACCAAGGCCAUCUAGUAGUGGGAAUUGCCAGGGAAAGGAAGCCCAAACCACUUCGAUAGCAAACCCUUACGAAUACCUACGCUCCUGUGAACAGCCCCAACUGUCAUCUCCCGAUGCAGUAAAAAUAAACAGUAAACACCUACUGUUACCCCUGAAGCCAUUAGUCAUCGAGGAUGAGGACAACCAUACCAUAACUAAUGUUUCUCAGAAAUCCCCAGUGCAUACAGGACGUAAAAGACGGCAUGCCUCAGAUGCAGCGGUAACCACCAAAAGCCUACGGCUUUCUGCUGAUACCCCGUCUCAACAGUCACAGUCAAUGGAUAAUCUCAGUGAACUAUCAUCAAAUGCCCCAAAUACUCCAAAGAAGAGGCAGCCACUCGGCCAGAUUGACGCCAACCCAUCUUUCGGAUACCAUGUCGCAAGUACCGAAAAUGAAGCAUCAAAAGUGGCAACCCCUGGUCCCUCAUGGGCUCAACUGGCAGAAUCGCCCACCGAGUUAUCUCUCGCCAAUACCACUUCUAUAAUAACGUCUAAUUCUCCUCGAGAAACCAACUUUUCUGAGCGGUGUCUGACUCAUGGACGAUGUACUUUCGUCGGCGAGAAAUGCAUACUUGCUAACCGCUCUAUUCUAUUGCCACCUUGUAUCUCGCAGUACGCAUGGGUAACCGAAAACCUGCUAGGAGAUCACGGCAUAGAUAACUUUUUAACGGAUCCCAACACAUGGUCUCAAGAACCUACGCCUAGCUUCGCAUAUAAAUGGGACGCCUCGCUAAAGAAGACGAGAAAGUCCCGGGUGCGCAAGAUCUGUCUCGUCGAGUCGAGACGUGUGGAGGCCACAUCAUCGUUUAUUAAAAGCAUUGGGGAAGCUGGGUUGACGAAAAAGAAUGGAGAGCGCGAGUGGGUGGGGGUCUAUGAUUGGCGCAUACUAGAAGAUAUCUCGGGCUUGGAGUCUGGAACGAAUAAACUGGAAGGGAUGGAUCUGUGGAGGAAGCACUACGUGGCGAUUGCAUAGUGGGUGCAUUGGAUUGUGAAAACACUCAUCACAAAGCUAUGCGUUGUGCUUUAGUUACUGAGAGGCAUGUGAUUAGAAAAGAGCAUUGCGUCUAGGGGAGUAUCACCGAGGUACUAUGCGGCAUAGAAUGGAAUACCAUCUAGAAUAGAAAGGUAUUCCUUGGGUGCUUAGAAGCUUCAGCUAGCUACGGUAUAUCAGAUUCAACCUCCCAAAGAGGUUUCCGUGCAACCCGAGCUGGAUAGUAUUCUUAAUUAAAUGCUUUAACAUCAGGUAGGUACCUAGGUAAUGUAGGAUUGGUUAUCAGAGUAUCAUGUUAGGUGCUUAAUACGAAUU
This is a messenger RNA of Daldinia caldariorum, 3709 nucleotides long. RefSeq lists its product as uncharacterized. The transcript is spliced from 5 exons. The coding region runs from base 314 to 3376 and encodes 1020 amino acids. Gene Ontology annotation, cellular component: DNA ligase IV complex. Lineage: Eukaryota; Fungi; Ascomycota; Sordariomycetes; Xylariales; Hypoxylaceae. Gene Ontology annotation, molecular function: DNA ligase (ATP) activity; ATP binding; DNA binding. The record is from RefSeq and is a predicted model, not a curated record. Gene Ontology annotation, biological process: nucleotide-excision repair, DNA gap filling; double-strand break repair via nonhomologous end joining; DNA recombination.